Fonsecaea nubica is the source of this 1185-nucleotide messenger RNA. RefSeq lists its product as hypothetical. The transcript has a single exon. Gene Ontology annotation, biological process: proteolysis; protein localization to cell surface; attachment of GPI anchor to protein. Bases 1 to 1185 code for a protein of 394 amino acids. Gene Ontology annotation, cellular component: GPI-anchor transamidase complex. Gene Ontology annotation, molecular function: GPI-anchor transamidase activity. NCBI's taxonomy places the organism in Eukaryota, Fungi, Ascomycota, Eurotiomycetes, Chaetothyriales, Herpotrichiellaceae. The record is from RefSeq and is a predicted model, not a curated record.
AUGAAGCCAAUACCUUCACUAUGGGCGCUCUUCGCCCUCGUCGCGCUCACCUGUGCCGCUCAUACCUCCAACUGGGCAGUGCUGGUGUCGACCUCCCGUUUCUGGUUCAACUACCGUCACUUGGCCAACACGCUCUCGCUCUACCGCACGGUCAAGCGCCUCGGCAUCCCCGACUCUCAGAUCCUCCUCCUCCUCCCGGACGACAUGGCGUGCAACCCGCGAAACGCCUUCUCCGGGACCGUCUACUCCAACGCGGACCGCCGCAUGGACCUGUAUGGCGAGAACGUUGAGGUCGAUUACCGCGGCUACGAGGUCACGGUGGAGAACUUUAUCCGCCUGCUGACGGACCGCUGGGAGGAGGGCGUCCCGGCGAGCAAGAGACUGCAGACGGACGAGGGCAGCAAUAUCCUCAUCUACAUGACGGGCCACGGAGGCAGCGAGUUCCUCAAGUUCCAGGACAGCGAGGAGAUUUCGAGCUGGGACCUGGCCGACGCCUUUUCGCAGAUGAGGGAGAAGAAGCGGUACAACGAGAUGCUGUUCAUGAUCGACACGUGUCAGGCCAACACGCUCUACCGACAGUUUUACGCCGAGGGCAUCAUCGCGACGGGGUCGUCCGAGGAAGACGAGAGUUCCUACUCACACCACGCCGAUAACGAUGUCGGCGUCGCCGUCAUUGACCGGUGGACAUACUACGUUUUGGAGUUUUUGGAGACGCAGGUCACGGGCCCGACGUCGGACAAGACACUGGGCGACCUGUUCGACAGCUACGAUGUGCAGAAGAUUCAUUCGAACCCUGGCGUGAGGUGGGAUUUGUUCCCCGGAGGAGAGCAGGCUGGGAGGAGUCGUAGGGUCGUCGAUUUCUUCGGGAAUGUUCAGAGCGUGGAGGUGCAGGGUAACAAAUCGGGCAUUGAGAGCUUGAAGGACGACAUUGAAGGUCUGAAACGACUGGUGCAAGAGUACGAGGCCUUUGCGCUCGCGCAGGAGAGUAACGCGACAUCUAUGUCUGAUGCUUUGCAACGGAGAACAAGCACCAACACCACGACAAAAAGGAGCCCGACAAAGCAACGAGAUACUGUUGGAAGCUUGAAAGUCACGGAAAAUGCGCAGUGGGCUCGACACGUUGCUGGUGUGACCGUCCUCUCCGGACUCACAGCACUCUGGUAUUUUGCUCCGAAACUCGUGUGA